GACGUGAGAAAAAAUAAUUUGAAGGCAUUCCGCAGCUCUGGCGCCCUCGUAUCUCAUUUAUGCAACAUGUAACAACAGCUGCAAGAAAAGCCUUUAGCAGAGAAGGAAACUGUGGAGAAAGAGGCAGAGCAGCAAGAAGAGAAGGACAUUUGAGAGUCCUGCAGCAGGAUCUCCAAGACUGCGUGACUGUUCUGUGCAAGCAGAAGGAGAAGGAGGGAGGACACAGGACAGAAGGGAGGAAGGUAGGAAAGAAAGAAGGGGGAGGGGAAGAAAUUCAGCGCAGUGCAAGCUGACUGAAUGAGUAGCAGCCGCGGCACAGGCAGCAACAUCAGCACCGAUAGCAGUAGCAUCUUUCUUUGGGGCUGCUGGAGACUGUCUUUUGGCUUCUGUAGCAUCAAAAUCACCCGCAUACGCACAGAUAUCUGGACACAGACUUUCCCACUGCGUUGCCUUACACACACACACGCGCACACACAGAGAGACACACACAUGUCGUGGUGGCCACCAGAGAAGAGGUAGUAAGUGACGGGGCUCGGGGGACAGAGGGACACAGGAAGAGGAAACAGGGACGACUGGUGGUAGUGCAGACGAGAGGAGGGCUGGAGCGACGGCGACUGAAGCAGCGGCAGCAGCAGUAGCAGCGGCACCAUGGCGCAAGCCGCCAAACAGCUCCGCAAGACCAAGGACCUCGCGGAGGCCGCCGCCCAGGAGCAGAGGGAGAAGGAGGAGGAGAAGAUAAAAAAGAGAAAUCGAUCCAGGGACCGCAGGCGCAAGGACACAGCCACCAGCUUUCUACGAGCAGCUCGUUCAGGGAACCUGGACAAGGCUCUGGAUCACAUCAAGAAUGGAAUCGACAUCAACAUAGCUAAUCAAAAUGGUCUUAAUGGGUUACACCUUGCCUCUAAAGAAGGUCAUGUCAAAAUGGUCCUGGAGCUACUACACGCAGGCAUUGAGCUGGAAGCAACCACCAAGAAAGGGAACACUGGUCUCCAUAUCGCAGCACUGGCAGGGCAGGAGAAAGUGGUGGCUGAGCUUGUCAACUAUGGUGCCAACAUUAAUGCCCAGUCACAUAAAGGGUUUAGUCCUCUCUACAUGGCAGCGCAGGAGAACCACUUAGAGGUGGUCAAGUUCCUACUUGAGAACGGUGCCAAUCAGAGUCUCCCGACCGAGGAUGGCUUCACUCCCCUGGCAGUAGCCCUCCAGCAGGGCCAUGAAAAUGUUGUGGCACUGCUCAUUAACUAUGGCACCAAGGGCAAGGUCCGCCUCCCCGCACUGCACAUCGCCGCACGAAACGACGAUACACGGACUGCUGCUGUUCUCCUGCAGAAUGACCCCAACCCUGAUGUACUCAGCAAGACUGGCUUCACACCUCUCCAUAUUGCAGCCCACUAUGAGAACAUGAGUGUAGCCCAGCUGCUGCUGAACAGAGGAGCCAAUGUAAACUUUACCCCCAAGAAUGGCAUCACGCCCCUUCAUAUAGCUUCCAGGAGGGGUAACGUGAUGAUGGUCAGACUACUGCUGGACAGAGGGGCACAGAUUGAUGCCAAAACUAAGGAUGAACUGACUCCUCUCCACUGUGCAGCUAGGAAUGGUCAUGUUCGAAUUAUUGAGAUCCUGCUGGAACACGGUUCUCCCAUCCAGGCCAAAACUAAGAAUGGUCUGUCCCCCAUUCACAUGGCAGCUCAGGGGGAUCACAUGGACUGCGUCAGGCAGCUACUACAGUACAACGCGGAGAUUGAUGAUAUUACGCUGGACCAUUUAACCCCUCUUCAUGUAGCGGCCCACUGUGGUCACCAUCGCAUGGCCAAAGUCUUGCUGGACAAGGGGGCCAAGGCCAAUGCACGUGCUCUGAAUGGCUUCACACCUCUCCAUAUUGCUUGCAAGAAGAACCACAUGCGGUCUAUGGACCUGCUGCUUAAGCACUCUGCUUCCUUAGAAGCUGUCACAGAGUCUGGUCUUACUCCUCUUCAUGUAGCAGCAUUCAUGGGCCAUCUGAACAUAGUGAAGAACCUGCUCCAGAGAGGGGCUUCACCUAAUGCUUCCAAUGUGAAAGUGGAGACUCCGCUCCACAUGGCCUCCAGAGCAGGACAUUGUGAAGUUGCUCAGUUCCUGCUGCAGAAUACAGCACAAGUAGACGCCAGGGCUAAGGACGACCAGACACCCCUACACUGUGCAGCCCGCAUGGGCCACAAAGAGCUUGUCAAGUUGCUCCUUGAGCACAAGGCCAAUCCUGACUCAGCUACAACUGCAGGCCACACACCCUUACACAUCGCUGGACGUGAAGGGCAUGUCCAAACCGUUCGAAUCCUGCUGGAUGCUGGUGCACAGCAAAUCAAGAUGACAAAGAAAGGCUUCACUCCUCUCCAUGUGGCCUCUAAAUAUGGAAAAGUAGAUGUGGCAGAACUCCUACUGGAGCGAGGAGCCAACCCCAAUGCAGCCGGGAAGAACGGUCUGACACCCCUUCAUGUGGCUGUCCAUCACAACAACCUGGAUGUUGUUAAACUCCUGGUCAGCAAGGGAGGAUCUGCACACAGCACUGCUCGAAAUGGCUACACUCCCCUGCACAUAGCGGCCAAGCAGAACCAGAUUGAAGUGGCCAGUUGCCUGCUGCAGAACGGGGCAUCACCUAAUGCAGAGUCCCUCCAAGGCAUCACGCCCCUACACCUGGCUUCACAGGAGGGACGGCCCGACAUGGUGGCUCUGCUCAUCUCCAAACAUGCCAACGUAAAUCUGGGAAAUAAGAAUGGACUGACCCCUCUACAUCUUGUAGCUCAGGAGGGUCAUGUGGGUAUUGCUGACACAUUGGUCAAACAGGGAGCUUCUGUUUACGCUGCUUCACGAAUGGGCUACACCCCCCUUCAUGUGGCCUGUCACUAUGGCAACAUCAAGAUUGUGAAGUUCCUUCUGCAGCAGCAGGUUCAUGUGAACAGCAAGACGAGGAUGGGCUACACCCCUCUGCACCAGGCAGCUCAGCAGGGGCAUACAGAUAUUGUCACCCUCUUGUUAAAACACGGAGCCCAGCCCAAUGAGAUUACUAUGAAUGGGACCUCUCCCCUGGGCAUUGCUAAGCGGCUGGGUUACAUCUCUGUCAUUGAUGUGCUGAAGCUGGUUACCGAGGAGUCUGUCUCCGUGAUCACUACAGAGAAGCAUCGGAUGAGUUUUCCUGAGACAGUAGAUGAGAUUUUGGAUGUUUCCGAGGAUGAAGGGGUUGCCCAGCUUACGUUAGGAGACGAGUUGCUUGGGAUGGAUGGAGCACGCUACUUGAAACUUGAUGACUUCAAGGACCAGGAUGAUGACUUUCUCUCCCCUAAGAAAACACUACGAGACUUUGAGGGUGGCAUGGGUACCACGCCGUAUUCUCCCGCUAUACCCAGGAUCCCGUGUGUGUCCCCAGAGACGGUUCUCCUGGAUCAGCACACCCCUGUUCCCCUUCCAAAGGAGUAUGAUGAAGACUCUCUUAUCCCAAGCAGUCCAGCUACAGAGACGUCUGACAAUGUCAGCCCUGUGGCCAGCCCUAUUCACACGGGCUUCCUGGUGAGUUUCAUGGUGGACGCUCGAGGAGGCUCCAUGCGAGGCAGCAGACACCACGGCCUGCGGGUCAUCAUUCCUCCUCGAACUUGCGCUGCACCUACACGCAUUACCUGCCGCCUGGUCAAACCCCAGAAACUGACCACGCCUCCUCCGCUGGUAGAAGGGGAGGGGCUUGCUAGCCGUAUUAUCUCCCUAGGGCCAUCCAGCAUGCAGUUCCUUGGGCCAGUAAUAGUGGAAAUUCCCCACUUUGCCUCACUGGGCCGAGGAGACCGAGAGCUUGUGAUCCUCCGCAGUGAAAAUGGCUCGGUUUGGAAAGAGCAUCGCAAUCGCUAUGGCGACGAAGUGUUGGAAACUAUUCUGAAUGGCAUGGAUGAAGACCUGGAGAGUCAAGAGGAGCUGGAGAAGAAGAGAAUCCGUCGGAUCAUCUCCACUGACUUUCCCCUCUACUUUGCUGUAGUCUCCCGCAUUCAACAAGAGAGCGAUCUGAUUGGUCCAGAGGGCGGCCGGCUGACCAGUAAGCUGGUGCCCCAUGUCGAGGCCAUCUUCCCUGAGACAGCUGUCACCAAGAAAGUGAGACUGGGACUACAGGCACAGCCGAUCCCUGAUGAACUGCUGACUCGACAGCUUGGUAACCAGGCAACCUUCAGCCCAGUGGUCACCAUUGAACCACGCCGACGCAAAUUCCACCGUCCAAUCGGGUUACGCAUCCCAUUGCCUCCAUCCUGGAGGGAGAGUCCUCGGGAUGCUGGGGAGGGUGAUACCACCAGCUUGCGCCUCCUCUGCAGUGUCAUUGGGGGAACAGCACCAGCUCAGUGGGAGGAUAUUACUGGAACCACCAAACUGAUGUACACCAACAACUGUGCCAACUUUACCACCAAUGUUUCUGCAAGAUUCUGGCUGGCAGACUGUCCACGCACGGCAGAGGCAGUCACCUUUGCCAACCUGAUGUAUCGGGAGCUGAUGGCCGUUCCAUAUAUGGCCAAGUUUGUUAUAUUUGCCAAGAUGAACGAAGCACGUGAGGGACGGUUGCGUUGUUACUGCAUGACAGAUGACAAGAUGGACAAAACACUGGAGCUGCAUGAGAACUUCACCGAAGUGGCUCGUAGUCGAGACAUCGAGCUGAUGGAGGGCAUGCCACUGCACCUGGAGUGCUCUGGGAACCUGGUGCCUAUCAGGAAGGCUACCCAGCAGCCACGUAGCUUCAGCUUUCAGGCCUUCCGAGAUAACAGACUACCUGUCUCUGUCAAGGUAAGAGAUAGUAACAAGGAUGCCACUGGGUUAUUGUCCUUUCUGCGGAAGUGCACCAAGUACGAGGACACACAGCAUGUACUGUGUAACCUUAACAUAACCAUGCCACCAUGUGUCAAGGUUGUUGGAAGUGAGGAGCGGAGGAGAACUUUAACCCCUCUUGCUCUGCGGGAGCGUUACAGUGCACUGAACGAGCCUGGUGUGGCUGCAGUGAAUGCCAUGGAGAGGACUGAGAUCAAAAUCAACAUCAUAGCUGAGCAGCUCGGACUGAGCUGGGCAGAGUUGGCAAGAGAGCUUCAGUUCGGAGUGGACGACAUUAACAGAAUCCGUGUGGAAAAUCCCAACUCGCUGCUUGACCAGAGCUCUGCCCUGCUCAGCCUGUGGGCAAGCAGAGAGGGGAAAAGGGCUAAGAUGGAGAGCCUCUACACUGCUCUGAAGAACAUCGAUCGAGCAGACAUUGUAACCUCUCUGGAGGGUCAGGCUGCACAGCCAGCACCUGGGUCUUCAGAGGAGGGUGCUUGUCGACUCAGCGACCGCGACCCCACCAUGCUGUCCCCUAGUGUCAUCAAUGGAUUUGCUCUAUUGCCUAUUCAACCAGAUGUAUUGGUCACAACAGCUAGUAUAGCCAGCACUACAAAAAAUCUGACAUUAAAUUCUUCAGCACAAGAAGAGAUCACGGACACAAGGCCAUCGCGCCUAGUGCGCAAGCCACAAGUUAUUAGACCCCCGUUUUUCAGAAGGGGUUAUGGGCUGGUGCAGGAGGAGCUGCUGUCCCCGGCCUCCAUGCAGUACAGCUUGCCCUCCCCACUGGGCGUGGAGCCCUAUUGGCAGGAAGUCUCCAGCCUCGAGUGCGCCCCUAUUGCCACAACAGAGGAAGACACCUUAAUGGAGAUGUCUGAUGUUCAGGUGUGGCCAGCAGGGGUCAGCCCCUCACUGGUUACAGUGGAGGACUCAUCACUGGAUGGCAGCAGUCGGGCUGAUGAUUCAGAAGGUGCUACGCUAUCCCUCCCCUGCAGCUUGGGUCGCCCAAGCAGUGGAGCCAGCGGGGCCAGUGGCUCCAUCAUGGAACUGGAGGAGGAGGAGGAGGAGGAGGAGGAAGGGGGGUUUGAGGAGGAGGAGGCGCCACAGGAGCCAGCAAGUGCACUGGCAGAAAGGGACAGGGUGAGGGCUAGUGGUGCCGUUCCCAAGGUCAAUCUAAAUGGUCAGCUGGGAGGUCAGAGGUCAAAUGGGAGGAGAGGGGAGGCCCCUGCACCAGGAGCAGGAGCAAAAGGAGGAGGUUUAGGGCUGGGUUCAGCGGAAGGGAUUUCUGUUAUUGCAGGCCAGCAGUCGCAUGCCCAGCGGUGUGAGACUUUGGGACUGAGUCGUGCUUCAGAGCACAGUGGAGACAACAGGGUGGUGGGAGGCAGCGCAUUUCAACCCUACUUACCAGACAAGGACUCUCUGCAGGGCUGGGUGGGCUCAGUUUCAUCUGGAAGGGACGGCAGCGUGCCAGGCUUGCACGCAGCCCAGGAGCCUCUGCUGACUCCGGUGUGUGACACGGGUUACUCUCAUGUGCUGCGUGGGCGUCUCCUGCAGGGCACACAGCCUUUUGACAAGGGGUUGGGCUUCUCUCACCAUGAGGCGGGCCAACGUGCUUGGGAACAGGAGCAGGGGCGGGUCCAGAGAGAGGAGAAAGAGGACUGUGCUGCUGAGGUGCAGUUUGUUGAACAUGAAAGCAUGCUUAUGAAAAAGGUGGGGGUGGAUGUGAGAAAGGGUGCUCAGUCAGUGCAGCGUACCAGUCUGCGGAGAGUUAAACACUGAAAUACAAUUACUACCCAGUCCUCCAGGACCGGAAAGCCACUGCCAAACCAACCUCUACCAAAACACAACCAGACCGCAGAGGAAAAUGAGCAAGGGAGGAGAGGAAGAAAAAAGACUACAAAGUGCAAACUACAAAAUGACGAACACAGAAUCAUCUUCAACAUGUGACCAUGAAGCACCACAAAAGAAAAGAAGAGGAGCAAAAAGAACUUCAACUUGUAGUUUUAUAACAUUUGUAAACAAAAAUAUCAACUAGAUUAGGGCAUGAUUCUUCUUCUUCUUCUUUUUUUUUUUUUUUUUUUACAAAAAAACAAUAAUUGUCAGUAAAAGAACCAAGAAAAAACAACAACAAAAAGUGCUUCCUGUGAACUGUAAUCGCAUGGUGACUGCUGGUGCAUGCCCUUUGACCUUUUGAACUGUUAGUAUCUACAAACUGAAGGGGUACAAUGUACGGGGCAAGCCACAUGUGGGUCAUGGGCCAUUUUAACAACCUUAUUCCCUCCGAAAUGGAGUGGUUUGUGUCAGCAAGUUGAGUCCAAUAACACUACAGCCAAAAAAAAGCCCCACAAUGGAAGGGUCUGUACACAGCUACAGUAAUCCUCUGCUGAGCCUACCAAUGCUUCUAUCACUGGACCCUUUCCCUUAUUAUUCUCAAUGUGAUAUAUGCACUCUAUGCUACGUGGACGUGUCGGUGUGUGUAUGUGUGCGCGUAUUCUUCUUUACCGCAUGUUUCUUGCUUCUGGCUUGGUGCUGAGCCCUGCCCCAUGAUUAGCUUAUUUUCCCCUGUGAUGUGACAGCGUGCUCAGUGCUGGAAUGAGAGCGCCGCUGUAGUCUUUUGCUCGUGAGCGCUCCUGUCUGCGUGUGCUGACAUCUUUUUCUUUGUGGAUAAAGUUCACUUCUUGUUAGUCGUUUCUUUGGAACCUGUCCACCUCGGUUUUAAGCAUUGUUUGACUUUGGUAGGGAAUUGAAUCUCUUUCACCCCAGGUUCACAGGGGAAAUAUGUUUUUUUCAGACAAUGGGAAUGUUUUCUUUAGAAAGUGAAUGCAUUGUGCAGCAGGUCUACUUUUUCCUCCCUCGUGACCUCUUCCGUCAUUUUUUUCCAGGAGUACACGUCAUCUUGAUCCACAGUCUUAUUCAGUAGCCUCAGUCAAUAUGCAGUGAAAUCACAGGCCUCUCCAUCAGCGGUUCUUACACGUAUGUUUAAAACUUUGUGUGCUCCCUCUUUUACCUGUUUGCAACAGCUGUAGCACCUCACUAUCAAAUUUUCGAUCAUUCAUUUUGAAACAAAGUGAAUGAAGUGAAGAAAAGAAAUGGAGCAUCUGACUCUCACGAGGAUAUAGUGAUUUGAUGUAAAACAACAUUAUAUCACAAGAAUGUGAUUGUGAAAGGAACUGUGCAGCGAGCACAGACAGGUAGCACUGUGAUCGUUGACCCCAGACUCGUGAACUGAGAAGACACAGACCUUCAUAAAUACAAACAAAAAGCACACCUAUACAAGCAUGCAUAUACACACAUAAUAAGAAACACUUUACAUAACUAAAUAAUUAACACCUGAUCAAAGUCUCAGAAAGUUUUAGGAGUUUACAACAGCAAUAAAACUGUAAGAACACUGAAGAUGGAAACCAGGGCUGUGUAUAUCUGCAUAAAGGAUUUGAUACUCAAAUCUGUAAAUGACUGAACUCCUUGGUGAAGACAGAAGGUCCAUCUGGACAAACAGCAUUCAAGUUUGGGUUUGGACAGUGGUGCUGUGUCUGACUGGUUCCAUUGCCCUUGAUGUGAUUGAGUCAGAGACGAUGCGCUGAUGCAAGAUCAGAUGAGUCAGCUGUAGCAGGGUGGGACUGUGGAGGCCUGAGAGGGAUUGUUUGUUUUACAGCACUUAAAGUAGCAAAAUAUAAACCAGGAUAUGUUAAAUUAACUGAUACCUAUUAAGAAGUCUGCUGCUGAUGUAAGGUGGAACCCACCUAGCUCCAUUUUCUUUUUCUGAGUAAUUUGUUAGUCUUCACUCAUUUAAAAAAAACAGACAUCACUACUUCCAUGUUCAUCCCUUUAUAUUUACAGUUUAUGUGAUAAAAACCGACUGCAGCACUAUGAAGGGGUCAUAUCACAGUAGCAUACAUUUUCUGGAAAUCGAAGCAUAAUAUUUAUUCCAUAUGUACUGUAAAUACUACUGUAGCCUGAAUGAGUGAGACGCUGAAUGACUAAAUGAGCAUAUUUGUUCGCAUACAUUGCACAAAUAUACAUAUUUUCCAUUCCCAGUCCAUGCACGAGAACCUCAUUCGAUAUAGCACAUGUUUAUUACAUAUAACGUUUUCCACUGUUACUCCACUCAGGUUUUCAGUUCUGCUCAGUCAGAAUCAAAAUGUUUCAGUUUUUAACUUCUGAGUCCUUUUCAGGACACAGAGCUAGUGCUUCAGAAUAAGAGUUUUGUGUUGGGGUCGUUUGGGGCGGGAUGGGCGUGCAUGGGGCUUUUUGGUGAAUGUAUGAAGCAGUACGGUUUGUUUGCCUGUGUGUGUGUGUGUGUGUGUGUGUGGUGGGAUGUUCUUUGAUUCAAAUAAGACCAAAAAAGGAAGCAGAGUAUUGAGGGUGUGGUCAGUAACUGCAUCUCAUUACCCUGUACAUGCAACUUUGUGUGCAGAACCCUCUUCUCUGCUGCUCAGCUCCUGGGGCAGCAAAGAGACAACUGGCACUUCUCUUGGUUGUGUUUAUUCUAAAAUGGUGAAGCAUUACUCUUUCUACAAAGAUGUACACAAAGUUAAAGAAGACAGUUUGAUGUGAUUCAUGUAAAACUAAUUUCCCAUAAUUGUUUGCAGUUUCCUAUGGGCUGCUAGACAAAAACACAGUCCUUACAUUGUUUUAUUUAGCUUCCCUGUUCUUCCGUGUAACCAGCUCUGCAGUCUUACCAAAUGAGCAAUGCUCAUGAAGUUAUGCCUUUUACUGUAAGCCUUGAAUGCACUCACCAGGGGCCGAACAAGAUAUAAUUUUUUUAUAUUUACAGUGUUCCUAAUUUAUGGCUUUUUUCCAGCAACAUAUUACAAGUAUUCAAUAGUCCAUCUUUCCUGCCUGGGAUUCAAAUUACAUAAAAGAAUCACAGGAGAUAAUACUGAUGAGGAAGACAAAAAUUGGUGCAUGAGCGUGUCUAUCAUAAUGUGCAAGACAACAGUGCCAGUACUACAAAUCAGAUGACACUAUUGACGACAUUCUUUAGUCUGCAUGAUGAAACAACAUGCAGUUUGUUUAGGUGCACUUUAAACAGAUCUACAAGUUGUUCUUUAUCAUUUCUGACAAAAUAACAGCAAUGACUCACAUUUUAAAAAUUGUGGAAAAGUUUUUCUGACUAAUUUAGACCAUGAGUAGGAGGUAGAAAUUAUGGAAAAUAUAAGUGAAGUGUUAAACAAAUAAUAAAAAGGGAUGGCCAGUCACUUCUAAAAUCCAGGCCACAGCUCAAAGCUGCCCACAGCAGUCAUUCAACAGCACAUCAUUUAGGCCUAACAAAAGGACUGUAAGUCUAACUUUGAUUCAUUUAUCCCCUUUCUUUAACCUAGUUAACACAUCAGAUGUUGAAGUUAAAAUUCUGAGGAAAUUUACAUUUUAAUUAUUAUGUAGUUUUGUUUUGUGGAAAUCGGUUUCCACUUUGAGGUAAGUUUUUCACAAACAAAUUUGGAUUUUCAGUCUGAAUUAAAACUAAUCAGCGAUCCUCUGCACUAUGAGAAAUGUAACUAACACUAUGUUUCUGUUGUAGGGAUAUGUGUGUGUGUGUGUGUGUGUGUGUCUGAUGGUGUUUGGUUCUGCACCUUGUUGGGUCAGGGGGAAGAAGUGAGAAUAUUUUUCCUGGGCAUGUGACUUGAGAGGACGUGUAUCCUACAACAAUGUAUUUUAAAAAGAGUAUUGUAAAAUUUUAGCUGUUGCAAAGAAUAGAGAUCACCUGUACUCCUUUAGAAUGGAUACAUGAUAAUGUAAACGCAAUAUCAUAUUACUCUAACCUAAGGAAUGCAACUGCGCACAUGCACAGAAAAAGAUGUUUUUAUGAAAAUAUAUAUAUAAAUAUAUGACAAAAAUAUAUUUAAAUAGAAUGCUAUGCACCCUCAUAGAGUUGUUAUGGAUGUUCUUUAAGCAUUAUCUAAACUAAGUCAAUGCCCACAUCAUGGGGAAUGUAGAGGCUUUGUAGCUAUCCCACUUGUUUUCUUUUCUUUUGUAUUGUCCUGGAGAGAGGAGAAACAAACAUGACUAUGUAUACAAGCUUUUCAGUCAGACUCAAGAUAUGUAUAGAUCAUCUUACCCUGUACACCAGCUCAAACCAUUUACAAGAAUUAAUAAACAAAGAUGUG
Molecule: messenger RNA, 10904 nt
Organism: Monopterus albus (swamp eel)
Lineage: Eukaryota; Metazoa; Chordata; Actinopteri; Synbranchiformes; Synbranchidae
Gene: ank1b
Product: ankyrin 1, erythrocytic b
Exons: 45
Coding region: 649-6579 (1976 amino acids)
Biological process (GO): signal transduction
Molecular function (GO): protein binding
Source: RefSeq, a predicted model, not a curated record